Drosophila willistoni is the source of this 5989-nucleotide messenger RNA. RefSeq names its product bifunctional heparan sulfate N-deacetylase/N-sulfotransferase (gene sfl). Gene Ontology annotation, molecular function: deacetylase activity; heparan sulfate N-sulfotransferase activity. Gene Ontology annotation, cellular component: Golgi apparatus. Bases 1563 to 4805 code for a protein of 1080 amino acids. The record is from RefSeq and is a predicted model, not a curated record. Lineage: Eukaryota; Metazoa; Arthropoda; Insecta; Diptera; Drosophilidae. The transcript has 6 exons.
CUUAACCGUUUUAUUUCAAGAAUUGUCAGCUCUAAGUGCGGACGCGGACGCGCAAGAAAAUAAAUUUUAAUGCCGCUCAACGUGAAAGCCAAACAAAUUAAUUGAAAUUAAAAAUUAUAAUUAGAAACCGAAUUGAAGGCCAGCGGUGUUGGUGGCACACAUUGAGUGAGAGUGAUGGAACGUACGGUCUGUGUCGUGUGAUGGUGAGAGACGGGGCAGUGGAAGAGGAGCAAAUUGGCGACCGUGGAAAUUUCGAUUUUUGUCCGCUGCCGUGCGCGAAUAUGUGGAUAAAAUUAAUAAUAACAUAAAUCUCUAGUGUGUCAAUUCUAAAUUGCUAUAUUUUCUGGCAUUUUAUUUUUUUUGGUUUAUAUCAUUUUUUUUUUUUUAUUGUUGAAUGUUGUUUAUUUUGUGCCUCCUACGCGCUCUUUCCAUUCACAAAUGUGCGUGUGUGUGUGUAUGAGAGUAUGUGCUUGUGUAUGUUUAGCGUCAGUGACGUAAACAAAUGCAAAGGCAAAACGGCCAAAAGAGAGCAAACGAAUAGCAAUCCAAAUAAAAUAGGCAAAAAAAUGUUGAAAAUGCAGCAGCUACAACGAAAACAACAAGUAUUAAGCAUGUCGAUUGCCGAUUCUCGUGCCGUUAUCACCAAGAACACAAUAACAAAUUGACAUAAUAUUUUUUCUCUCAGUUAUUUUACCCUCUCUGUUUUGCGCGUUCGUUCGUUCGUUUGUUGGUGGUGUAAAUGCUAUUAUUAUUGUUGUUGUUGCACAUUCGGCCACACAGCUGAGCCAAACUGCAUCUGUAUUAGUAUUGGAGUGUCUACUGGAGAGUGCUGUGCGUAUAAGCGUGUGUUUGUUUGUGUGUGUCUGAGCGCAACACGUUUGUGUUUGUGCGUAAGGGCGAGUGAAAUAGAAAAAGAGACACCAAAGCGAGAGUGACAGAGAGCGAAGAGAGAGUCGGUGUGCUUCAUUGAUGCGACAGAUAAGAACCCGGCCACGACGACAGCGGUCGAGUUGUCAAUAACGGGAGCAGUCAGCAGUACAUAGAAGCAAGAGAAGCCACAGUCAAUGCCUGAUAGUGCGACGAAACGAGGGUUGCCGCAAUCAAUUUCCAAUUACGCAAACAUCAAUAAUGGAAUUAUUUAAAGAGAAUUUUCAAUUGAAAUCCCAGCACCGAAGAAAUGAAGCAACAACAGAAUCUGUUAUAUAUAGAAGAGAAGGGUAUACAGAUUUCAAUUAUCAUAAUAAUGGCAAAACAAAAUGAAUAUUUCAAUAUUUGGAAACAUAUCAAAUGGCGAAUUGAAAAGUGAAUGAGAACCAAGGAAAACAAAGCAAAACAAACAUUACUCUAAAAGCAAGAGAAGGAGAGAAAACAAAAGAACAAGUGCCAUAGUGAGAGAAUUGAUUAAAACGCGUGUGUUAUUUGUUAGAACAAUUUAUUUGGAUUUUGAGUUUUUUUUUUUUUUUUUUGGACAUUCGUUUAUCAUUGUUUUGUUUGAAGAAGACAUAUCCUGCAGUUUUUAAAUAGAUAUAAAACCACCGACAAAUUUCAAAUAACAACGCAAUAUGACAAUAUCAUUGGCAGCAACAGCAGCGGCUAACAAUGCAAAUCGAUAUGAAAAACUCAUUAGGCAACCAAAUAUGGCAACCGUGACAAGUGGAACCGGAACCCAAACGAAUAUGGAAGCUGAAGCAGCAAUAGCAACAACACGAACAACAACGGAAACAACAACAGGAACAGCAACGGCAACAACGAAUUCAUAUGACAAUUGUCAUUCGAACCAUAUUCAACAUCAUCAUCUCCAACAACAUGGUCAGACGACCACCUUCACAGAUCGCACAAUUCUAUUGCCAGCCAUGCUCCAUGGCGGCAACGGCGACAGCCUUAGCAACAGCACCAACAUCGUCACGUACAAGGCUAAAGCCAAUGGCAGCUGCUCUUCGUUGUCUACCUCAUCGUCAUCGCCAUCAUCGCCAGCGUCCUUUGCCUCCUGCUCGAGCACCUCGUCGUCAUCCCCAAUCGCCUCUGGUAGCAGCAGUCAUCUAGUUGGCGGUGCCGUAGGAGGAGGUGGUUUACCAGGCGGUUGGUUCUGCCAUUGUUGUAAUUUAAUUGCACGUCGCUGUUUUGGCAUCAAUGUGCGUCGCUGUGUCCUGGCCCUGUUUGCCAUUACCGUGGUUAGCAUUUUCUACUACACCCAUUAUGUCGAUACGGGCGUAUUUGUUGGACUCAUUCAACGUGAUACUCAUCCAGCUCCCAUAAUUAAUUGCCGCUUGAUAAAUUCUGCCGGCAACCAUAUAAGACGAGAAGCCUCACCUGCUCCAGAUCAUCGCUCCGAAGCCCGUUUAAGGAUCGAUCCCAAAGUUUUGGUAUUUGUGGAGACCACAUAUUCUGGAUUGGGACGGGAUAUAGCCGAGCUUUUAGUCUACAAUCGCAUUAAAUACAAAAUCGAAGUGGCUGGCAAAAGUCUUCCUGUUCUCACUAAUCUGGACAAGGGUCGUUAUGGUGUUAUUGUAUUUGAGAAUCUGGACAAAUAUCUGAAUAUGGAUAAAUGGAAUCGGGAACUAUUGGAUAAAUAUUGCCGUGAAUAUUCUGUGGGAAUUGUGGGCUUUGUGAGUCCCAGUGAAGAGACUCUAGUUGGCGCCCAGUUGCGUGAUUUUCCCCUAUAUGUGAAUACAAAUUUGAGAUUACGUGAUGCUAGUCUAAAUCCAGAAUCUUCGGUAUUGAGACUAACACGAGCCGGCGAAACGGCUUGGGGUGUCUUGCCUGGCGAUGAUUGGGCAGUCUUCCAGCAUAAUCACACCACUUAUGAGCCAGUAGAAUGGGCUCAAAGAAAUACUCAAGAAUAUCCUGCGGAUAUGGAUGUGGGCGGCCAAGUUCAAUUGCCGUUAAGCACAGUGGUUCAAGAUCGCGGCCAUUUCGAUGGCAUACAACGAGUCCUCUUUGGCAGCAGUCUACGAUUCUGGCUGCAUCGUCUACUCUUCUUGGAUGCCCUCAGCUAUCUCUCGCAUGGUCACUUAAGUUUGAAUCUGGAGCGAAUGAUCUUGGUAGACAUUGAUGACAUAUUCGUUGGAGAAAAGGGCACACGACUACGACCUGAUGAUGUGCGUGCUCUGAUCGCUACACAAAAGAAUAUUGGAGCCAUGGUGCCGGGGUUUCGCUUUAAUUUGGGCUUCUCUGGUAAAUAUUAUCACCAUGGAACCAGGGAGGAAAACCUUGGCGACGAUUUUCUCCUACAAAAUGUUGAGGAAUUUAAUUGGUUCUCCCACAUGUGGAAGCACCAGCAGCCACAUUUGUAUGAUAACCUCACCCUGCUGAUGGCCGAAAUGCAAAUGAACCAUGCGUUCGCAAAGGAGCACAAUAUUCCCACCGAUUCGGGUUAUUCGAUAUCCCCGCAUCACUCUGGUGUCUAUCCAGCCCACGAGCUGCUCUAUAUGGCAUGGAAGAAAGUGUGGCAGGUCAAGGUUACCUCCACUGAGGAGUAUCCCCAUCUAAGACCUGCUCGCUUGCGUCGCGGAUUCAUUCAUCGGAACAUUAUGGUGCUGCCAAGACAAACGUGUGGCCUCUUUACCCACACCAUGUACAUAGACCGUUAUCCUGGGGGCAGAGAUAAGCUAGAUGAGUCCAUACAGGGCGGCGAAUUGUUCCAAACCAUUGUGUACAAUCCGAUCAAUAUAUUUAUGACUCACAUGUCGAAUUAUGGUUCCGAUCGGUUGGCCCUGUACACAUUCCAAUCGGUGAUCAAGUUCCUACAAUGCUGGACCAACCUUAAACUGGCUUCAGCUCCACCCAUACAAUUGGCAGAAAUGUAUUUUCAGCUUCAUCCCGAGGAAGUAGAUCCCGUUUGGGGCAAUCCCUGUGAUGAUGCCAGACACAAGAAAAUCUGGUCAAAGACCAAAAACUGUGAGUCUCUGCCCAAGUUUCUAGUGAUAGGACCACAAAAAACAGGCACCACUGCUCUUUACACAUUCCUUGCCAUGCAUGGCAGCAUUGCCAGCAAUAUUCCCAGUCCGGAUACCUUCGAAGAGGUGCAGUUCUUCAACGGCAACAACUACUAUAGGGGCUUGGAUUGGUACAUGGACUUCUUUCCAUCGGAAUCAUUGCCAAAUCUAACAUCGAUAAGCAGUAGCAGUAGCUCCAUGCCACCAACUGCUACGCAAUCAUCGUCCCGCUACAUGUUUGAGAAGAGUGCCACCUAUUUCGAUGGCGAAGCGGUGCCAAAGAGGGCACAUACCCUUCUUCCACAUGCCAAAAUUGUCACGAUACUGAUAUCGCCAGCGAAGCGAGCUUAUUCCUGGUAUCAACAUCAAAAAGCUCACGGCGAUGUGAUAGCCAACAACUAUAGUUUCUAUCAGGUAAUCACAGCAAGUGAUUCCGCACCAAAAGCACUCAAGGAUUUACGCAAUCGUUGCCUAAAUCCAGGCAAAUAUGCCCAACACUUGGAGCACUGGCUGGCCUACUAUCCCGCCCAGCAAAUGCAUAUCAUUGAUGGCGAACAGUUGCGCCUGAAUCCCAUCGAUGUGAUGAACGAGUUGCAGCGUUUUCUAAAAAUCCAACCGCUGCUCGAUUAUUCAAAUCAUCUCCGCUACGAUGUGAAGAAGGGCUUCUACUGUCAGGCUGUCAGCGAGAAGCGAACAAAAUGCCUGGGCAAGUCCAAGGGGCGACAAUACCCAACGAUGGAUGAACGUAGUGCCAAAUUGUUGCAGCGGUAUUUUUUGAAUCACAACACGGCGCUGGUGAAACUGCUCAAAAAGCUCGGAUCGCGCCCCAUACCCCAAUGGCUCAAGGAUGAUUUGUCGACGGGUACGUGAUAGCAGCUAUUUGGCAUCAGAGGUGUGUCGGCUAGUGGAGCUGGACAAGAUAGAGGAGGCAACCUCAUCACCAUAGAUGAUGACGAAGAUGCCGAAAAUGGUGCCGUACAAGGAAAAAGAGUUGGAGUUGGACACGGUGGUAGCAACAAAUAUCGCAAAUUGCGGGCAAAACUCAGGAAACAAUUGUAUUGGCUGCAUCAGGAGCAGAUGCAGGCGCAGGGGCAGGACAGGAGGACCAUCUUACUUAACAGAGGAGACAGCAGCAAUAGCAGCAGUCACAGCAACAGAAGUUGGCAGAGUCGGCGACAUCACAACAACUGACAGGAUGAGGACGAAAGGAGGGAGAAGACAGAAAUUGCACGCAGCGAAAAAUAUACAUAUAUGUACAGCAUAGCGUAUCUAGUAGCCAAGAGGGGGAAUGAAAUGGGUGGCGAGGGGAGUCGAGGAGAAUAAGAGAGAGAAAUAACAUAAUUAGUUGCUUUUAACAUGCAUAAAUAUUUUUGUUUGCAGCUAAUUAAUGUCACUGCAGUUGUCAGUUGAAAUGUUGUACAGUUAUCUAGCUUAAAUGUGUGCAUGUCUGUCUCUUCGUAUGCUUGUGUGUGUGUGUGUGUGUGUGUGCAUGUGAUGUAAUUAUAUCUGUGUGCGUGUGAGUGUGCGUGUGUGUGUGUAUGCAUGUGAAAGGAUAGAGUCAGCUCGCAUUAUAAAUUCGCAUAAUAAUAAUUACCAUGAAUGGGCCAUCAUCAUGAAUAUAUUGCAUAAGAGCGUUUUGUUAAUUAUUUAAAUGUUUAUUAGUUGAUAAUUGAUGAAAAAAAAACAAAAGUUUAGCAUCUACAUAUUUAAGUCUGUCGCCCAUUUCUCAAUGACUUUUUUCCUGUCACAGUUCCGUUUCGUUCCGAACUGUUAUGCACCGUUCCGUUGCGUUCCGUUCCCUCUGGGUCGAUUCAAUUCCGUUCAGUCAGUGUUAGAUGCUACGUGUACAAUAGAUAAGGCUGCUACUAUACUACAUAUUAAAUUUAAAACCUAAACUCGAUAUUCCCUAAGGAUGUAUUAUAAAUAUUUUUAGCUUUUAACCUGAAACCUUAACGAAUUACCAUUAUACAAUUAGAAUUAUAAUUAGAAUUAGAACGCAAACAAACAAAACAGGCCGAAAAGUAAAACUCUAAUAAAGAAACAAAAGAAACUUA